AACGUGUUUGGAGGGAGGUCUCUGUCGAUCGACUUUUUGCGGGCUGUCGCGUGUAUUCUUACCGGGCCGUGCGUCGUCGAGUUGUUUCCGAAGCAACGUGUGUGGAUAGCGAUACACCGCGAUUUUAUGCGGUGGUGCUGAAUAAGCUCGCCGGGAUUAAUAGAAAAUUUGUCGCCCCAUGUGUUAUCUAUGCCGAUGCAGCGAUUCGUACGUUAUUGGUGUGUCAAGGUGUAUUUUUGAGAGCUGAUUCUAUAAUGUUUAUUUUUUGGAAAGUGAUGCUAAAGUGAGUGAUAAACCAGAAAGAAGAUUGUCUUGUGGGAUUAUCAAUUUUGUGGUGGUAAGCUUCGGGUAGCUAUUGGAACGAUUCGAUCCAGUACACGUCGAUAACGAAGAAGGGGCACUGUGUGUGGAGUGAUUAAAUUGAAUAAAAAAUAAAUGUGGCGCUCUGUGCAGUGAUGAAAGAUAGUGGCUACGUGUGCAACAAAUGGUCAUGCCUGAAACCUUGUGAGAAAAGCAGUAAAAUUUAUUCAAUAAGCACGAAGCGCUCCACAAGUGUUGAAUAAUCAAGGUCAAGGUAUAUAAAGAUUGUGCUUGCCGAUAAGUUUGUGAAUUUAAUCAAAAAGGCAAUCAAUAUCAAUGAUCGUUCAAGAGUGAAAUUUGAAUCGACAAAAUCAUCAGAAGUUUACUCGUUGAAUCGGUGCUUAAAAUAAAACCAAAACGACCAGUGGAAUGUAAAAUAUUACGGUGCUGUAAUUAAGAGUUGUCCUCGUUCUCGAAACUGAAUCCUUCAAUCGUAAGCCGACAAAAAGGAAAGCCGAAGCCCAUUAUCCGCCGAUCAAAGGCUAUAAAAUUCUGUUCCCAAACAGCAGACCGAAUUCGGCUCACCGUUAAUAGGAUUCAUAAUUGCUGCAGUCCAGGAAGCGGAAAGUUAGACAUAGAAUUCCCGCAUACCGAACGUAAUCCGACUGGAGGGAUAUCUUUGUCCUAUAGAAGCCGAAAAAAACUCCUAAUCCGUUUACUACCCGACAUAAAAACCCGGAACGACGGUCAGCUGGGCUGAGGGUGGAAGCACAUCGAGGGAUUGACGUUGUACCCAAAAAUAACAUUCGUCCAGCAGAGCAAAGGGGGACGAUCAUUCCAACUCCCCCGCAAAAGUCCUUCGUCGAAUCGCAUCCUUAUUCAUAAAGAAGAUUGUGAGUGCAUUAAAAUCCUGGGGUAAAAUUGGGGAAAUCAUCGCUGUUUUUACUAGUGUUGUGAGUUGGAUGAAAAAAAUAUCGGAUUGGAGUGGAAAAUCUCGAGUUACGCAAACCUAGAAAACCUGCACCUGAACGACUCAACGAAGUGAUGAUUUGCAUAAUUUAAAACGAUGAUUAGACUUUGAAUCCCUUGUCGUAGACCGGAACUGUUUUUCCUUCAUUCACCCGUUACUUACCCGGAGCCAGAGGCUGAGAAAAAGGUGCUGACGACUAAUUGUAACAUAAUGGAAUACAAGCACUCUGGCAGCAGCCGGUUCGCCUUUUCCACGACGACGACAACGAGAUUCUGUGCCGAUCAAAGUUCAACAGCAGCAGCAGAAUCCGAAUCACCAUUAUUGUCAACUCGUCGAGUCGAGCUGGUAGCAUAAUUUUUACCGCACCCACCGACCUACCCACGCAGAUCCUUCUCCCGGGAGAGGCAACAGAUUAUGAGCACCACUGUUAGAGGUGCUUUGGUGCAAGAGAAAAGAAGAAGAAUCGAAUCGAAAAUAAAGUGUUCAGUGAAAAACAACCAGCCGGUUGGGCACUCGGUGUUGAACCAAGAAAAACGAGCGAUUCCGGAGCGUCCAGCAGAUCUGCCGUGCGAGAUACGUAAAAGAUUAUGUCAGCACCGACCCUGCUGAAUUCUAACUGGAAGAAGCUACCUUAGGAAGGCGUUAUUGUUGUGUUGACUCACCCCUCAACGAAAAAGUUUUUUACUUUCGAGGAAAACUUCCCACGAUGCUGACCAAAAUGAUAACUACGGGGUUGAGUGUGGCGCUAAUUUUGGCAGUCUUCAGCAUCGGUCCGGAACCAAGUUUGGCAGGAUCGCCAAACUGCCCGAUCGGAUGUCAGUGCGAUGAUGACAAUCUAGUGGUGACCUGCGGCGAGGGGCAGCUGGAUGUGCUGCCGAUUGUGCUGAACCCAUCGUUGCAGCGAUUGGUUAUCAAGAAUAAUAAGAUUAAGACGAUUGAUUCGUCGAUGCAGUUUUACGCGGAGCUGACGUAUUUGGAUUUGAGCUACAAUCAUCUGUUUAAUAUGCCACCGAGGACGUUCGCGUAUCAGAAGAAGUUGAUGGAGCUGCACGUGAAUCACAACAAGGUGGGGUCGAUCUCGAACAAGACCUUUUUGGGACUGGAGUCGUUGCUGAUUCUGAAUCUGAGGGGCAACUUCUUGGAUGAACUGAGUGAAGGGGUGUUUUCGGGGCUGAGGAAGCUGGAGGAGUUGAAUUUGGGUCAAAAUCGAAUCGGGAAGAUCGACCCAAAGGCGUUUGAGGGUUUGGUCAACUUGAGGAUACUGUAUUUAGACGAUAAUACGCUGAAUGCGGUUCCGUCGCCGGCGUUCGGAUCGCUGGUGAAUUUGGCGGAGCUGUAUUUGGGAAUCAAUUCGUUUAGUACGGUUCCCAAGGAUGCGUUCAUUAAGUUGAGCAAACUUACCCGAUUAAGUUUGAAAGGUGCAGCACUAUCCAAUGUUACAGCAGAAAGCUUCAACGGCUUGGAUGCGUUGAGAACACUGGAUCUAUCUGAUAAUAGACUAAGUAGAAUACCUACACCGGAAUUGACUCCGUUGACGAGGCUAGAGGAACUGGCCUUAGGUCAGAAUGACUUUGAUGCCAUUCCAACAGCGGCUUUUGCCGGCAUGAGUAACUUGAAGAAGAUGGAUAUAUCGGGUUCCUUAAAGUUGAAUCGAAUUGAAAGUGGAGCGUUUUCGGCUAACGCAAACCUGGAAGAGAUUGUGAUAGCUUCGAACAAAGGUUUGUCGGAGAUUCAAGAUGGAGCUUUGACUGGACUACCGCACUUGAAGCGGUUGGUGUUGAAAGAUAACGCUUUGACAACACUCUCGGAUGGACUGUUUACCUGGAGCGAGUUGGUUGAGUUGGAUUUGUCGGAGAACCCGAUCGUUUGCGAUUGUCGGAUAUUGUGGCUACGAAACGUAUUGGUGAGUAAAACGAACAACAGUCAAAACCAGAUUCCAGUGGUCUGUGCAUCUCCUGAUCGAUUGCGAGAGCAAGUUCUACAAUCCCUCUCUCCGGAGCUUCUCGGAUGCUCUCACACCGAUCAACGUCAACAAGCCAUCAUUUGUGCGGUGCUCGUGAUCAUCGCGGCGAUCAUUACAGCACUCGCUCUGGUCAUCUACAAAUGCCGCAGAAAGAUCCGAGAAGUUGUGAAAGGUGGCUGGGGAAACAGUGCGAUCGGUAGAAAAGAGCGAGAGUAUCAGAAGACAUUCUCCGAAGAAGACUACAUGGGUCGUCAUCCGAACCCUUGUGGAACCAUAGGAGUUCACACUACAACGCUUAACAACUACCAAAUCAACAACCACCACUCGCAUGGAAUCAGGCACAUACCAGUAACGGAACUAUAGCUAGAGGCUCCCCCUCCACCGCCUCGGAGGGGAGGUUCACAGCAUCAAAUCUGUGCCGGUGCCAACUGCGCCAACGGAACAGCCACCACAUUCCUGCAGCUUAGCCAAGAUCACCUGAAGCAGCCUGGAAUGA
Uranotaenia lowii is the source of this 3729-nucleotide messenger RNA. RefSeq names its product insulin-like growth factor-binding protein complex acid labile subunit. Gene Ontology annotation, molecular function: protein binding. The coding region runs from base 1977 to 3596 and encodes 539 amino acids. NCBI's taxonomy places the organism in Eukaryota, Metazoa, Arthropoda, Insecta, Diptera, Culicidae. Gene Ontology annotation, cellular component: extracellular matrix. The transcript is spliced from 4 exons. The record is from RefSeq and is a predicted model, not a curated record.